GUUACCGAUAGAAUUUGUUACUAGAAAACAAAAAGAAGUACACUCCUCAUUAUUUGGAUUUCAGAAGAAUACGACUUUAGUGUCAUAUGUUCCUAAGGAGAAUAAGUGCGUUAACCUGUUAUCAACAAUGCAUAAUGAUGGAACAAUAGAUAUUUCAAGUGGUGACGCAAAAAAGCCAGAAAUUAUUACUUUUAAUAAUAUCACAAAAGGUGCAGUAGAUGUGAUGUCGUCGAUGGAAUGUCCGCACCAUAUUCUACUGCAAGAAUAAGCAAGAGAUGGCGUAUGGUUGUAUUUUUUUCAAUUUUGAACACAGCAGCAAUAAAUGCAAGUCUUAUUGCUGUCAACGAAAAAUCCGCCCACUGCAUACAAAAAUAGAAGAGCCUUCUUGAAAGAAAUUGCCAUGGCUCUUACCCAACCCAACCAUACCCAAAAAGCUGAAAGAUAAACUGCAACAUUUUCCUGCAAAAUAAGUAGAGCCGCCACAAAAGUGCAACACCAAAAAAAGGUGCUAUAUUUGUUCUUCCUCAAAAGACAGGAAGACCAAAACAUGUUGUGCCAAAUGCCAGAAGAAUGUAUGCAAUGAACAUUCAAUUACAGUGUGUGAUGUAUGUUCUUAAAAUAACACUGAGUUACUUCAUUAUUGAAUUUCAAGAUGACGUGCAACUCGUACCAAAUGAUUGGCUUAGUGAAGAUAGGCGUACUUGCAAGCUUCCUAAUUAUGAUCCUAUGAAAUAUCAGAAAGCGGUAAGGAUUAAAGAAGGUGCCAGUCUCUCUUGGCCAGAGUAUCCUGUUGUCAGGGUUAUGAGAAAAACUGAUACUUAUGAAAAAGGUCACCGGUUAUUAGUUAGAGCAGAAAACAGGUCUAAAAGAAAAAGGCAAGAAUAUGACGAGGAAGAAAUCUUCUACAUUAGUAGGCAUGCUCUACCAAAGCAGCCUUUGAAAGAACAAUGAAUAAAUAGUGUUGAAAAGUUGAGUGUCGAAAAGUUCAGUCACGAUGUAGAUGUUCAAC
This is a messenger RNA of Parasteatoda tepidariorum (common house spider), 1009 nucleotides long. RefSeq lists its product as uncharacterized. NCBI's taxonomy places the organism in Eukaryota, Metazoa, Arthropoda, Arachnida, Araneae, Theridiidae. The record is from RefSeq and is a predicted model, not a curated record.